UCGGAAACAAAGAAUAAAUUUAAUGAAAGGACCCACACAGCGAAUGUUAUUUUUAGAGUUUUGUUUACUUUCUUGUACACAAUUUUCGUCGUCGAACCCUUGUGUUGUAAAAUACCGUUGAAACGGAAUGAAAAAAUUUAUUUUUAGAUUUUUCAUUCCAUACAAUUUGUGUUGUCUCUUAAUUAGUCGGCGACGCGAAGAAUUUCAGUGGCACGUUGACAUUGAGACGAAGAGCAUUUUAAGUCUUCAGUCCAAAGCAAAAUCAAAUCAAUACACUCAAAAUGCCGGCUCAUGUGAUUCGAAUGCCGAAUCAAAUCAGUUCGAACACCGGAAGUGGUGGAAUUAACAUUUGUUGUUGUCGCAUAUGUACUUGUGUUAACCUGGAAUUUCUAACAACCAAAAAUGGUUUAUUCAAAUUAAGUGAAGUGAUUCUCGGAUCGCUGUGUCAGACAUUACUGAUACGGUUCGGAUUACCAUAUGCAAAUGACAUCGGUCAAGCAUUCAUUAGUUUUCUAACGACAGUUGCAUCAUGCCUAACAACAGCGUCAAUACUGUUAUUGUGUUAUGUGGUGUCUUCCAAGUCCUUCCAGUUAAUCAGACAAUCACUUUUUGAAGUGGUUUUUAAUGCUGUGUCUUGUUUCUUCUACUUAAGUGCUUCGUCUUAUAUGGGAUUUGCGGUUAACGUAUGGCUUUAUCCAAGAUUUGUUAUACAAAGCGGCUAUAUGGCUUAUCCAGCAAUGACUGCCACUUACUAUGUUGGAGCACUUGUGGGAAUUAUUCAUGGAGUCGAUGCGUAUUGGGCCUACAGAUACUUUCGGGGCUACAGAUAGUUACAGUUUAAAAGUUUCUAGGUAACAAUGUAAUCGUAAAUAAAUGUUGUACAAUUUUUAAAACAUUUUUUU
This is a messenger RNA of Bradysia coprophila, 902 nucleotides long. RefSeq names its product MARVEL domain-containing protein sing (gene sing). NCBI's taxonomy places the organism in Eukaryota, Metazoa, Arthropoda, Insecta, Diptera, Sciaridae. The record is from RefSeq and is a predicted model, not a curated record. Gene Ontology annotation, cellular component: membrane.